Messenger RNA from Xenopus tropicalis (tropical clawed frog), 1219 nucleotides. Its product is annotated as olfactory receptor 1020. The transcript is spliced from 2 exons. Gene Ontology annotation, biological process: G protein-coupled receptor signaling pathway; signal transduction; detection of chemical stimulus involved in sensory perception of smell. Gene Ontology annotation, cellular component: membrane; plasma membrane. Gene Ontology annotation, molecular function: olfactory receptor activity; G protein-coupled receptor activity. The record is from RefSeq and is a predicted model, not a curated record. Lineage: Eukaryota; Metazoa; Chordata; Amphibia; Anura; Pipidae. Bases 269 to 1219 code for a protein of 316 amino acids.
GGCCUUGUCUUGUUUUUGGAGCCAAUAUGUCUUCCCAUUUAAAACAUCUUCUGGCUUUAUGGAAAAUAAUGACUAGGCAUGGACUACAGCUUACAGAACUCUGAAAUGAUGAUCUUUCCAAGAAAUUACAGAAGUCUUUGCUUACUGGAAUUAUGCUUACAACCUAUAGUCAUGGUUGUGUUAAUGUAAUAUUGGUCUACCUCUUAACAGGGUAUCUGUGCUAUAACAUGGUAUCAGAUUAUUAUAUUUUCACACACACAUAAGAAGCAUGGAAAAUAAAAACAUAACCAAGGUAGAGGAGUUCAUCUUUUCUGGUCUCUCAGAUAACCCUCAGCUAAAACCUUAUCUGUUUAUACUAUUCUUUAUUGUUUAUACUUUGACAUUGGUUGAAAACUCAGCUCUCAUAUUAGUUAUCAGUAAUAAUGCUCAGCUUUACACUCCUAUGUAUGAGUUUCUGCGACAGUUAUCAAUUAUUGACAUCUGCUACUCCUCCUCUGUUACAAUCAAGAUGUUAAGUGAUUUUGUUUCAGAGAAAAGGUCCAUCUCAGUGGCUGGAUGUGGUUUACAAAUGCUCACCUAUGCUGGAUUUGGGGGAAGUGAAUGCUUUCUCUUGGCUGCCAUGUCAUUUGAUAGAUAUGUUGCCAUUUGCCACCCACUGACCUAUUUGAAAACAAUGAAUAAACAAACACUUGUGAUUCUUAUUUUAUUCUGUUAUCUUGGUGGUCUAUUAAAUGGUAUUGUUCAGACAUGGUUUUCAUUUUUCCACCUUAAUUUCUGUGGAUUAAAGCAAUACAUUAAUCAUUUUUACUGUGAUGUUAUGGCAUUAAUUGAGAUUUCAUGUGGUAACACUAGAGCUAAUGAGGUAGUUCUUUUGACCAUGGUUGGUUUCAUUGAACUGUCAUCCCUUUUUGUCAUCUUAAGCACUUAUUUAUGCAUAAUUUAUACUGUUCUAGGAAUUAGAUCUUCUGAAGGACGUAAGAAAGCUUUCUCCACUUGUGCUUCUCAUAUGACAGUUGUGUCUUUAUUUUAUGGAACUAUUAUUUUCAUGUAUCUCAGACCUUUGUCUGCUUAUAGGCCAGAAGAAGACAAAAUUAUUGCUGUCUUUUACACAGUGAUUAUUCCUUUACUUAACCCUAUUGUAUAUAGCCUGAGGAAUCGGGAUGUCAAAAAGUCAGCAAAAAAGACAGUUUGUCAAGUGAAACUGAAAAAUAAUGAGUAA